AUGGCCACGUCAAGUGUUUCUCCUAGCAACCCCAUUAGUAGCAAUCGAAAAGCUUUUCAAAAUGAGAAACCUAGAAAGAAUUUCAAAAUAGCCUUCGUGGGUAAGGCAGGUAGUGGACGGAAUAGCCUCGCCUGGCGCAUGAACAACUUGAACGAUUCUGAACUUCCAGUCCUCCCAUCUUUGCCUUGCCGAGAAGUUGUUCUGGAAGCUUCCACUCGAUCUGCUAUUAAGCAUCAAGGUGAGGUAUGUCUCCAGAUUCGAAUCGUGCCCCCAGAGGAUCAGGGUUAUGAGCGUCCUUUCUUCCAUAGGCAUGGUGGAAUCAAUGAGAUUGAUGUCGUUGUGUUCGUUGUCGAUCUUGGGGACGAGACAAGUUCCGACGAAUUCUAUACAUGGUAUGAAAAAGUUCGGCGAUAUUCGGGACGACACAUGCCUCCGUUUCUUAUUGUAGGUAACAAAACAGAUCUGAGACUUUUCGGUAGGGCCACACCAUAUACGUGGGGCGAAAACAUGGCAAGUGUGUAUUCAGCUCGAGAAUAUUUAGAAUGCUCUGCAAAGACCAAUUAUCGAGUGGGAGAUGUACUGGACGCCAUCUUGAAGAUUUUAUUAUAA
This is a messenger RNA of Argiope bruennichi, 609 nucleotides long. RefSeq lists its product as uncharacterized. Lineage: Eukaryota; Metazoa; Arthropoda; Arachnida; Araneae; Araneidae. Bases 1 to 609 code for a protein of 202 amino acids. Gene Ontology annotation, molecular function: GTP binding; GTPase activity. The record is from RefSeq and is a predicted model, not a curated record. The transcript has a single exon.